AUGGGGGCGAAAGUCAUCUUGAACAGCCGUACCCUCUCUGAUCUUGAGGAGGUCGCGAGUGAGAUCCGUGCGAACGGAGGUGAAGCAGAGUCGGUUGUGUUUGACGUUAGCGAUAUGGCACAGGUUGCGACAGGCGCACAAGCGGCACUCGAUGUUUGGGGUAGAGUAGAUAUCCUCGUCAACAACGCAGGUACGAACCGUCCGAAACCCGCGCUUGAGUUAACCGAGGAGGAUUGGGAUGCGAUCUAUGAUCUCAAUCUUAAAGGUCUGUUCUUCCUAACGCAGGCACUCGUAAAACCGAUGCUAGAGCGGGAAAACGGGAAGAUUAUCAAUAUUUCUUCGACAAUGGGUUUGGUAGGCGGUCCGUUGCGGACUGCCUAUUCAGGGAGUAAAGGUGGCGUUGUACUGCUAACGAAAGGGCUCGCCGUUGAAUGGGCACCUCAUAACGUCACAGUGAACGCUGUAGCACCGGCGUUUACGCGGACCCCGCUCGCGGAUGUUCUUUUACAACGUAAAGAAUUUUAUGAAGACGUUAUCCGCCGUAUCCCAAUGGGACGUGUCGGUGAAGUGGACGAGGUUGUCGGCGCGGUGCUGUUCUUAGCAUCAGAUGCCGCAAACUGGGUGACUGGGCAAACAAUCGCCGUUGAUGGUGGCUGGGUUGCUUGGUAA
Molecule: messenger RNA, 669 nt
Organism: Geodia barretti
Lineage: Eukaryota; Metazoa; Porifera; Demospongiae; Tetractinellida; Geodiidae
Source: the annotation of a GenBank genome assembly